AAAUUUCAAACAGUUGCGGCCGUGAGGCGCUAGUGAACGCAUCUUGAAUCGAAGGAGAUAUAGGAGUUAAGUCGCGAUAAUGAAGCCCGUUGCCUUGAUCCUGGUCUUCCUGGCCAUUAGCCAAGCCAGAGUGCUGAACUUGCCCAAGGAGGCGAUCGAUAUUCCUGUGGCCAUUGUCGAGGAUAAGGAGCCACCAGUAGCAUUGUCUUUGGUCAAGGAGGAAGUUAAGGAGGAAGCUAAGCCAGAGGAAGUGAAACCAAUUGCUCAAGAAGAAAAAGACAAGGAUCUCAAGGAGAUAAUUAAGCCCGAAAUCAAAGAGGAGACUAAAGAAGAUCUAAAGCCUGAUAUUAAAGAGGAUCAAAAUAAGAAGAUUGAAGAACAGAUCACCGAGUUGCUCAGUGUUAAGCCCCUGCAGCUAAGGGAAAAAUCCCUGGAAGUUGAGGAGAAGCCUCAGGAAAUCAAGGAAGAAGUUCAGCAGCCAGAAAUCGAAAAGGAGGCCACCGAAAUCAAAGAGGAACCUGCUCAGAACACUCUGAAAUCUCUGCCAGCUGAAGAGACCGUCGUUGUGCCUGCCGAGGAGCUUUCCCCGAAUCCGGUCGAGCAGGAGCAGUCGGAAAACCAGGACGCCGCCCAUCCUCAGGUCCGUCAAGCCACCCAGGCCACGCCCACGCAGCAGAGCACCACCCAGGGCAACUUUGUCCAGCAGUUGAUCCAGAACUCUCCAAUCGGUCAGUUCCUCAAUCAGUUCCAGCCCCAGCCAGCUGCUGCUGCUGCUCCGGCUCCAGCUCAAGUCCAGGCGGAUGAUGCCCCCGCUGAGGCACCUGCAACUCCGGCUCCCACGGUGCCCGGUUUCCUGAAUCCCCAGGCUGCCAUCACCUCCGCCCAACAGGCCGUGCAAAAUGCGGCCCAGAGUGCCGUCAAUGCCACCACCCAGGCCUUCCAGGGCAUCCAGCAGUUCGCCAGCAACCUGGGCAACCAGUUCCAGAACACCCUGUCCAGCUUGACGGGCCAGCAGCAGCAGGCGGUGUCCACCACUCCGCGUCCACCAGGUCCCAUCCAGCAAUUUGUGAACAACGUUUUCGGUGGCAAUAACAAUGCCACGGCUGCAGCUCCGCCUGCCCAGCAAAGUGGCAAUCCUCUGCAGGGAAUCAUCAACUUCUUGGGCGGCAAUCGUCCACAGAACGCACCAGCUGCCGCUCCAGCCACUCAGGCCCCAGAGAAGCCCGCCGUAGAUGACAAAAUCGAUCCUGCCAAGGAUGAGGUGGCUGAAUUCGUUCCGGACUCCGAUAAUGAGCUGCGAGCGAGUGGCGAAAGCAUUGAUGAUUCCUUCGAGGAUGCUGGCGUUCCUUCCAACGAGGUUAUUGUGGUCAACGACGAUGCCGGAGGGGAGGAGGGAAAUGCUGUCCAGAAUCAUCCAGUGGCCACCGAUGCAGUGGCUCUCUAAUGGGUAAAGAUGCCACUAAUGCCAUUAGUUAGCCCCACAAACCGACUGACGCCAUUUUCGUCGACAUUUUUCGAUUCACAUUAAGAACGAAAAGGGAAAAUGCUUCUUUAGUUUUCUAAGUGCAUGCACCGCAACAAAUUAUUUAUUUCAUACUCAGCCCAGGAAUUUGAAUAUACAAAUGAGAGAACACAAAUCAUUAAAUAAAACAAA
Drosophila mauritiana is the source of this 1654-nucleotide messenger RNA. It is a transcript of the gene ImpE2, whose product is annotated as 20-hydroxyecdysone protein. Bases 80 to 1444 code for a protein of 454 amino acids. The transcript has a single exon. NCBI's taxonomy places the organism in Eukaryota, Metazoa, Arthropoda, Insecta, Diptera, Drosophilidae. The record is from RefSeq and is a predicted model, not a curated record.